Messenger RNA from Tuber aestivum (summer truffle), 1152 nucleotides. NCBI's taxonomy places the organism in Eukaryota, Fungi, Ascomycota, Pezizomycetes, Pezizales, Tuberaceae. The record is from the annotation of a GenBank genome assembly.
GGGCUUUCUGCCCCAAUUAGACUACCGUAUUAUCGUACUCGUAUCAUACAGAAUGUGACGGGAGGCGCUGGGAGCUGUGUGCUGGACUGAAACAUUCGCUGCCCCGCCGCAUUUCCUCGCCUGGACGUCUUCCCCGCCUCUAAUUUCUCCUCAACAUCAGAUCCCUUGGAAAGCAAGAUAUCCGGGCCCCUCCACGCCAAUGGCAUUCGAAAUGCUUUCUACUCGAUGUAUACGAUCAUCCUCCCGCCUACCACUCAUUUUUCCCACCUCCCGGUCGUUCAUCACCGCCCAACCACUACGAGAUUCCGCGCCUCACCCAUCCGCCGAACCCGUAUCAUUAGAACCUGCUCCUUAUAGGUCCUCUGUUACAGCCGAUGGUAAACCUCGAGUAAAGAGCGGGACCCCUGCUGGAACAGUCCUCAAAAACAUCAACUUUCUAAAAAACAGAUCAGAUCCUAUCGCAAAGGAGGACUCGGAGUAUCCGGAAUGGCUAUGGUUAAUGCUCGAUAAUAAGGCUAGCACCGGUGGCGGUUCGGCGGCGGCGGGUGAUGCCUACUGUAAGAAUACCGACGAUUUACGGUCUUUUUUCUACUCGGCCCAACAGUUACUAAUCUGCUCUUAGCUAAAUCGAAAAAACAACGUGAUCUCGCGAAGAAACAGGCCGAGAAGGUUGCCCGCACAGAGGCUAGAAACAAAGAGGCCCGCAUACCUCCCCACCAUCAAUCUAUCGAUCUUCCCUUUGCGACAGUACCGGAGCCGACGGCCCCCAACUCCAUUACCCGACCGGCCGCUGAGCCAUUUGUUAGGGUUGUAUCUGUUAUGGGAGGUCUUAUUAAUAAACUUCCGGCCGCUCCGGGCACAAGAGGAUUGAGGCCGGCAGCUGUAGAGAUUGGGAAGGAUGUUCAUGUUACGCCGCUAGAAGCCCACAAAGCACGGUUAGAAAUUCGAACAGCUUUGAGGAAGGCCCAAAGGAAGGGAAUUCGGGAGAAGAACUUCUUGAGCACUCUAAAGGGCUAACAUCCUUCUCCCAGUCUGUAUGAAAUCUGGGGUUGGGUGCGUAUGUGUUAAUAUUAUGCUGUAAAUUACUGUACCGUUGCAAAGGAGGGCAUGCUCGGAUCAUAGGUUGUCACUCGGAAAUCACUCUUACCAUUA